Arachis stenosperma is the source of this 1388-nucleotide messenger RNA. RefSeq names its product alcohol dehydrogenase-like 6. The record is from RefSeq and is a predicted model, not a curated record. Gene Ontology annotation, molecular function: S-(hydroxymethyl)glutathione dehydrogenase [NAD(P)+] activity; zinc ion binding. Gene Ontology annotation, biological process: formaldehyde catabolic process. Gene Ontology annotation, cellular component: cytosol. Lineage: Eukaryota; Viridiplantae; Streptophyta; Magnoliopsida; Fabales; Fabaceae.
AUUAAAUCCUAAUAAUAAUAAUAAUAAAAUAAUAAUAUGUCCAGAGCUUACCGACCUUCUCUUUUGAUCUGACCAGAGCUUACUUCUUCUUCUUCUUCUCCUCCUUCUUCAUCUUCUUUUUCUUCAAUCUGCAACAUGUCAUCAUCAUCACCAAACCCUCAAGUGAUAACCUGCAAAGCUGCAGUGGCAUGGGGAGCAGGAGAGCCAUUGGUGAUGGAGGAAGUUCAAGUCAGCCCUCCAAAUUCAAUGGAGAUUCGUAUUAAAGUUGUCUCCACCUCUCUCUGUCGCAGCGACCUUGCAGCCUGGGAAUCUCAUGCUAUAUUUCCUCGCAUAUUUGGUCAUGAAGCAUCAGGGAUUGUUGAAAGUGUGGGGGAGGGUGUGACUGAAUUCAAGGAGGGGGACCAUGUGCUAACAGUCUUCAUCGGAGAAUGCAAGGCGUGCAGGCCGUGCACGUCCGGGAAAAGCAACAUUUGUCAAGUUUUGGGAUUGGAGAGAAAAGGUUUGAUGCAUAGUGAUCAGAAGACCCGCUUCUCUGUCAAAGGGAAGCCUGUAUAUCAUUAUUGUGCUGUUUCAAGUUUCAGCGAGUAUACGGUAGUCCAUUCCGGAUGUGCAGUGAAAGUUAGCCCACAUGUACCUCUUGAGAAAGUGUGCCUUCUGAGCUGUGGAGUUGCUGCAGGUCUAGGCGCAGCAUGGAAUGUUGCUAAUGUGACAAAAGGAUCAAUUGUGGUGAUAUUUGGUCUCGGAACUGUUGGCCUUUCUGUUGCACAAGGUGCAAAACUAAGGGGAGCAUCUCGAAUAAUUGGCGUGGAUAACAAUCCACAGAAGUGUGAAAAAGCAAAAGCUUUUGGAUUUACAGAAGUUGUUGACCCGAGUUCCUACCAAGAACCUAUUGCUCAGGUUAUUAAGCGCAUUACUGAUGGCGGAGCAGAUUUUUCUUUCGAAUGUGUAGGCGACACUGACAUGAUAACCACUGCAUUGCAGUCCUGUUGUGAUGGAUGGGGUUUGACAGUAACACUUGGUGUGCCAAAGGUGAAGCCUGAGAUGUCAGCUCACUAUGGACUAUUCUUAAUGGGAAGAACACUCAAGGGAUCUCUAUUUGGAGGAUGGAAACCUAAAUCUGAUCUUCCUUUAUUAGUAGAGAAGUAUGUGAACAAGGAAAUUCAAAUUGAUGACUACAUAACACACAAUUUGCCAUUUGAUGACAUUAACAAUGCUUUUGAUCUCAUGAAGGAAGGAAAGUGUCUGCGUUGUGUUAUUCACAUGCCAAGAUAAUUCCUCUGGAUUUCUAUUAGUAUUUUCUUUCAAGGAAAACAGUCCAAAAUCCAAAUCAUUGUAGAAGGAACUAAUAUAACUAUAUAAGAGCUAUUCUCUUUAAUUUUUUUUUCAAA